Racocetra persica is the source of this 299-nucleotide messenger RNA. NCBI's taxonomy places the organism in Eukaryota, Fungi, Glomeromycota, Glomeromycetes, Diversisporales, Gigasporaceae. The record is from the annotation of a GenBank genome assembly.
AACAACAUGAAGAAUCUUCUGUAACUAACUCAUUCGACAUUGUUGAUAGUGAUAUAACCAAACUAGUUAAAAAAUACCUUACAUUCGAAGAUAAUGGCCUAGAAGAAUUCAAUAAUAUAUACACAGCACAAACAGAAAGUAUUGAGCAUUACAAGAAUAAUGAAAAUAGUUCACCUAUAUUCAUUUCAGAAGAUAUUCCUGAUAGUGUUCGUUUUAAUAUAUGGGAUGAAGUAGAAUGCUAUUUUAAUGAAUAUAGAGCUAGAAAUAGAUUUGCUGUUACUAAAUACCAAAUAGAAUGA